AUGUCUCUUCUACAUAGUUCGAUAGAAAUUCUAAAAGCAGCACUCAAAAUUAUCCUCAAAAAUGGAAAAAUUAUGUCUUGUAUUGCCCUAUUCAUCAUCCUCACCCAAUCUACUCUAUUUCUUUCAAAUAUCUUCUCUAUUAAACCUUUGAUCGUCGAUAUAGUAAUAGAAAGAAACCUCCUUCAAAAUGCCACCGCAAACACCCCGGAAUUCGACAAAAUCAUCGCCCAAAUAAAAAAAGACUUCGAAAUCUUUUUCGGUUUGGAAUUCGUCAUUAUUAUUUUUACUUUAAUCUCUUCCUUACUUUCAUCGAUAGCAACAAUCCUCGUCUCCGCUAUUACCUAUGCCGGAAAGCAAGAAAUAACCCUAAAAGAUUUGCUUUCAAGAAUUGUAAGGAUAUGGAAAAGGCCAACUAUUACUUGGUUAUACACUUCUCUUCUUAGUCUGAUCUUUCUCUUCGUUUACGUCGGAAUUCUCAUCGGAAUUAUGCAAAUUAUCAGGACACAAAUGACCAAAAGCCCGGUUGUUGUCUUAAUCCUUGCCAUGCUAACUCUUUUCAUUUCUAUUUUUGGUUUAAUUUACCUGUUUCGCUUAUCUGUAACUUGGACUUUAGCCAUUGUUAUUUCUGUUGUGGAAGAUAUUAAAGGAAUCAAGGCAAUAAAAAAAGCCGAACAGAUUUCGAAGGGAAUGAAGCGACAAGGAGCGUUAUUGAUUAGUUUGAUGAGCAUAUUAAAUUUGGGAUUUUCCCUAGGGAUGAACAUGAUACUUGGGAAUUCGGUUGCGGUUCAGAUCAUUAAAAGCUUUGUGCAAAUAAAUUUUGCUGCUCUGAUAAGCAUGUAUAGUAAUGCAGCUUUUACUGUGUUUUACUUCAGAUGCAAGCAAUCAUUUGGAGAAAAAGUUGAAAUAUUUGACGGAAGAUUUGAUGGAUAUAGCCAGAUACCCACCGAUCUUACUGCUCCGAUAGUUGAUGAUAAUAUUCCAUGA
Mercurialis annua (annual mercury) is the source of this 984-nucleotide messenger RNA. RefSeq lists its product as uncharacterized. The transcript has a single exon. The record is from RefSeq and is a predicted model, not a curated record. NCBI's taxonomy places the organism in Eukaryota, Viridiplantae, Streptophyta, Magnoliopsida, Malpighiales, Euphorbiaceae. The coding region runs from base 1 to 984 and encodes 327 amino acids.